Pipistrellus nathusii (Nathusius's pipistrelle) is the source of this 1356-nucleotide messenger RNA. NCBI's taxonomy places the organism in Eukaryota, Metazoa, Chordata, Mammalia, Chiroptera, Vespertilionidae. The record is from the annotation of a GenBank genome assembly.
AUGGAGCAGGCAGCCCCGGACUUGGAACGGCCGCUGCAGCCGGCGCCCCUCGAGCCUCUGGGCCACCCGGACGCUGGGCCGGAGGCGGCGGUCGGUGAGGAAGCGGAGGGGGCCCCGGAUGAGGAGGACCCCGGGGACCGCACGAUGACAGAAAAUAAUUUUUGUUUGAAGAAGAUAGAAAUUAGUGUUUCAGAAGCAGAAAAGCGAACUGGAAGAAAUGCCAUGAACAUGCAAGAAACAUACACUGCAUACCUCGUUGAAACAAGGUCAGUGGAACAUAUUGAUGGUCCAAGUGUGUUAACAGACUCGCUGUGGAGGCGGUAUAGUGAAUUUGAGUUGUUGAGAAACUACCUUUUAGUUUACUAUCCACAUAUUGUUGUGCCACCUCUACCAGAAAAAAGGGCAGAAUUUGUUUGGCAUAAACUCUCUGCUGACAACAUGGACCCAGAUUUUGUGGAAAGGCGACGAAUUGGUUUAGAAAACUUCCUCUUGAGAGUUGCUUCACAUCCCAUCCUUUGUAGAGACAAAAUCUUCUAUUUGUUUUUAACACAGGAAGGUAACUGGAAGGAGAUUGUGAAUGAAACUGGGUUUCAGCUGAAGGCAGACUCGAGGUUAAAAGCGCUUAAUGCAACAUUCAGAGUGAAAAACCCAGACAAGAGAUUUACUGAACUAAAGCACUACAGUGAUGAACUACAGUCAGUCAUCUCUCAUCUUCUUCGAGUCAGAGCUAGAGUAGCAGAUCGACUCUAUGGUGUAUAUAAAGUACAUGGGAAUUACGGGCGAGUUUUCAGUGAAUGGAGUGCCAUAGAAAAAGAAAUGGGUGAUGGACUGCAGAGUGCUGGUCAUCAUAUGGAUGUGUAUGCAUCUUCUAUUGAUGAUAUUUUGGAAGAUGAAGAGCAUUAUGCAGAUCAGUUAAAGGAGUAUCUUUUUUAUGCAGAAGCCCUACGGGCUGUGUGCAGGAAACAUGAACUUAUGCAAUAUGACUUGGAGAUGGCUGCUCAGGACUUAGCAUCUAAGAAGCAGCAAUGUGAGGAACUGGCAACUGGGACUGUGAGAACAUUUUCUUUGAAGGGAAUGACUACCAAGCUCUUCGGUCAAGAAACUCCAGAGCAGAGAGAAUCCAGAAUAAAGGUGCUUGAAGAACAAAUAAGUGAAGGGGAACAGCAGCUAAAGGCUAAAAAUCUGGAAGGCAGAGAAUUUGUGAAAAAUGCUUGGGCCGAUAUUGAACGCUUCAAGGAGCAAAAGAACCGUGAUUUAAAGGAGGCUCUCAUAAGCUAUGCAGUCAUGCAGAUUAGUAUGUGCAAAAAGGGAAUUCAAGUUUGGACCAAUGCUAAGGAAUGCUUUAGCAAGAUGUAA